AUGCUGAGCGCUGAUAUAAUCAAUCUCAAUGAAAGCAAUCAGUUCCAUGGUAAACGCAAAAGUCUAUCUGACGCAGAGAAACGAUUCGAAAGGUUUUUAGAGUCUUUAUUGCUUUUCGGAUUGAUUCUAUCUAAGGAAGAAACCGAAGUCGUGGAGAGCGUUUUAUCAAGAAAACUCCAAGGAUUUGAUGGUGGAGUAUUACCCGACGACCCACAAAGACGAAGAGCUGCCAAGAUUAAGGCUUUCAAGAUGAGAAAGCAUUUGGAGGAAAGGAUCAGCACAAGGGUUGAGUAUACUGAUCUAGGAAAAGGCGGGUAUAUCGCUCACGAGGAAGAGACAAGAGAGCUUUAUGUUGAUGAAUUGCGGCUCUUGGCUUUGCGAACCCUUGAACAUUUGAACCUGAUUUAUCUAGAAAUGCUGGUUCUUGAGGCUGCCACUACGGAUUCAGACUUUGAUUACCGUCAUUAUCAUCCGGAGAAUAAAAAUGAAGAAAAGAAGGAGUUACGAUUGGAGCAGGUUCCUGGAAAAAAGACUCCAAUUGAUCAAAUCGGAUUUAAAAAGGUCAGUUUACGGGACUGGCCAAACGUUACCAUCUAUGUCUGUGGAGGAGUACCUUGA
Molecule: messenger RNA, 618 nt
Organism: Candidozyma haemuli
Lineage: Eukaryota; Fungi; Ascomycota; Pichiomycetes; Serinales; Metschnikowiaceae
Exons: 2
Coding region: 1-618 (205 amino acids)
Biological process (GO): regulation of dephosphorylation; regulation of signal transduction
Cellular component (GO): cytosol
Molecular function (GO): protein phosphatase 2A binding
Source: RefSeq, a predicted model, not a curated record